Messenger RNA from Oncorhynchus keta (chum salmon), 2807 nucleotides. Its product is annotated as torsin-4A-like. NCBI's taxonomy places the organism in Eukaryota, Metazoa, Chordata, Actinopteri, Salmoniformes, Salmonidae. The transcript has 3 exons. The record is from RefSeq and is a predicted model, not a curated record. The coding region runs from base 658 to 1989 and encodes 443 amino acids. Gene Ontology annotation, cellular component: nuclear envelope; endoplasmic reticulum lumen. Gene Ontology annotation, molecular function: ATP binding; ATP hydrolysis activity.
UCAUAUACUCCAUUAUUGUUACGAUUGGUUAUUAUAUGACAAAUUCUCUCCUUGAGCUCUUGGCUACCAAUCAUCACGUUCACAUAGAUCUUACGUUAUGAAGGGCCUAAUAGUUUUCCCACUGCUUGGGUGUCGGUAUCCUCUUCUCAUAUUUGCUGUGAGGCAAAUAACAUAAAAUAUGCAAACAUUUAUCCCACCACCCAGCAGAGGACCUCUAACAAAGUAAACAAAUUAAUUAAACAAAGUUAUCCAUGAGUGCAGGCUGGGAGUAAAGGUCAUUAGUUGCAUGACUAGGAGAGUCACAAUAGCCUGAUUUUCACUCUCAUCUCAACAACAUGAAUGGAAGAGCCGGAGGGGGGAGAUAGUGGGUGGAAAGACAAAAAGAGAGAGAGAGAGUGAAAGAGAAGGUGAAAGAGAGAGAACAAGAUAAAAAUAGGAAGGAAGAGGAGGAGUCUGCAAAGGCCAGAAGCAGGAAUUGGGAGGGUGAGUUAGAGAGAUAGGAGUGGUAUCGUAGUUGUAGUUGAUCUGAAACCAGCUCACUAUCCAGGGAUAGAGUUCCACAGAAGGAGUUUACUGUUCUCUCCCCACAAAACUCAUGGAGCGAGCCUAGUGAAGAACUCAGUCUAUAGGAGGCUUGGUAUUACCGAUACGUUCAAGAUGGGCGACCAAGAUGUUUCUGACAGACUGUCUGGGUCCCAGACAGACGGAGAGAUGGGCGAAGAGAAAGGAGAAAGCGAAGGAGAGAGUGAAAGGAGGGGGUCGUGGACAGGCGCUGAGAGUUUGUACCAGUUCUCAUCCUCUCUACGUGCUGUGGUUCGCAUUAGACAGAAAUACCUGACCAUGAAAAAACGACGGCUGGAGUUAGCCGGGCUGGGUGUAGUAGGGCCAGUGGUAGGGGCUGGUCUCUUCACUGGGGCCCCUGUUCGCACCAGCCCCAAAAUCUUCACCUUUGAGGGGUUGACCCCCUCCAGCACCACCACAACCUUCUCCUCGCUCCUCCAAAAGAGGAAGAAGAAGAAGAGAUCGCGGCGGGUCAUGUUCCCCAGUGGAGGGGGGUGCAGGAACCCUGUCAUAAAGGAACACAGCCGAGCAAAGAACUGCCUCUUCCUCCUCUGCACCAUCCUCUUCCUCCAGGUGUAUAAUGCCAUAGAAAACCUUGACGACCAUGUCCUGAGGUAUGACCUGGAGGGAUUAGAGAAGACUCUAUGCAGGGAGGUGUUUGGCCAGCAGGGGGCGAUGGAGGCUCUGUUAGCCCAACUCAGAGACUACCUCUCUACCUACGUCCACAAUAAACCCCUGGUCCUCUCCUUACAUGGAACCAGCGGCGUGGGGAAGAGCCACGUAGGGAGACUCCUAGCUGGGCACUUCCGCUCAGUAGUGGGGGAGCCCCUGGUUCUCCAGUACUUUGUGUUGCACCACUGCCCCCUGGAGGAUGACGCCUGGCGAUGCGCCCGAGCGCUGACGAUCUUGGUGUCGGAGACGGUGCUGAGAGCAGAGGAGGAGGAGAAAAUUCCAGUAUUCAUCUUCGACGAAGCAGAGCACCUUCACCCAGAGCUGCUUGAUGCGCUGCGGGAUCUGGUGCAAUCAAAACUCUCCAACGAAUAUCUUAACGCAGUCUACCUGUUCCUUAGCAACCAAGGACACAAUCACAUCACUAAGCACCUGCUGCACAACUCCUCCAGCGACUCCAUGAUGACUGUGUCUGAGUACCAUGGCAACUUCGUCAAGGAGCUGACCCCGUUGUUGCGGAACACUCUGGAGAUGCUCCACCCACUGUGGGCAGACGCUGAACUCAUACCUCUGACCCUGCUGGAGAAAGGUCACGUGACAGAGUGCUUCCUGGACGAGAUGAUGAGGGAGGGGUUCUACCCGGACCGUACCAACAUUGAGAGGCUGGCAGGGGAGAUAGAGUACUACCCCGUGGUAUGGGGCCGGGUGUAUGCCCGGACAGGCUGUAAACAGGUUGUGGCGAAGGUCAACCUCCUAUGAGAGACCUACAGAGGGAUGUUGAGAUGACAGAAGACAGGGACCGAGAAAGACGUGUCCUGAGAAAAGAUACUACUGGACAGUGUCAGUUCCAAUAACUGUUUUGGCCCAUAGUCUUUUGGAGCCUAAAGACUUUGUGUUUCUUGUGAUCCAUCAAGCAAACAAAGCCCAAGUUACUCGCCAGAACCCACCAUUGGGGAAAAAACAUUGUCGUAUGUCUGAGAAUGAGGAGUAUCUCCACGAUGAAGGCUAAUCAUGUCAGAUAAUCGUCUUUUCUAUGUUCUGUAUCUUAGCACCAUCCGGAACGAGCCCCUUGGUUACUAGAUAAUUACCAUUUAGGUAUGAGAUAGGAUAGGUAAGGGCUAAUAUCAUAGCCUGCACAUCUGGAGAGGAGUCCAAAUCAGGAGUUGUGGUCAUGGUGAAGCACCACUGCUCAUUCUCCCACGAUGCUGUUAGGCAAACUACUGACAGUAAUACACAAGACCCCGCUCCCAAUAGAGCCUUCAAACUCAAAUCUGGACCCCGAAGCCAGUUCCACUUCAUUUGUUCAUUGUUCCCUUCUAAUCAGGAACUGAUUUAGACCUGAGACAACAGAUGUGUGCAAUUAGUUAUCAGGGCUAAACAAAAAAACAGCAAGCUCCAGACCUCGUAGUGUAAGAGUUGAAUAACACCGCAAUAGAGGAAGAUAUUAGGAUUCGUACCAAAUGAGUCUGGUUGUGACAAUGACAAAGACAGGGCCAAGAGCAGCACAGGAAAAUGUGAUGAAGUAGUUGUAUUUUGUUAACAUACUAUAUUGAUUAAACUGUAUCAUGCUUUCUGAA